This is a messenger RNA of Maniola jurtina (meadow brown), 731 nucleotides long. Its product is annotated as homologous-pairing protein 2 homolog. Gene Ontology annotation, molecular function: double-stranded DNA binding; recombinase activator activity. Bases 83 to 697 code for a protein of 204 amino acids. The transcript has 3 exons. Gene Ontology annotation, biological process: homologous chromosome pairing at meiosis; meiotic joint molecule formation; meiotic strand invasion involved in reciprocal meiotic recombination. The record is from RefSeq and is a predicted model, not a curated record. NCBI's taxonomy places the organism in Eukaryota, Metazoa, Arthropoda, Insecta, Lepidoptera, Nymphalidae. Gene Ontology annotation, cellular component: DNA recombinase auxiliary factor complex; condensed nuclear chromosome.
ACGUUUACGCGGCAUUUUGUACGAACUUUUUCUGAUAUUUCAAUUGAAUUUAUAACGUUAAUUUAAAAUAUUAUUGAUAAAAAUGGCUAGUGAAGCAAUUUUAAAAUAUCUAGUGGAUACAAAUAGACCUUAUUCAUGUGCAGAUGUUACAGUUAACUUAAGAGGGGCUUACACGAAAAAUGCAGUUCAAAAAGCUCUUGAUGCUUUAAAUGAGUCGGGUAAAAUAAAAUGUAAAUUGUAUGGCAAACAAAAAGUUUAUGCUGCUUUACAGUUAGAAAAUGUGGAAGAAAGUUCUGACACUGAAGAUUACGACACUCAAAUAAGCAACAUAACGAAUGUUUUAAACGACAAAACGUCCGACUUAAAGAAGGCAGAAGCUAAUCUUAAGAACCUUGUAUCUGCCCCCACAAAUGAUAUGACAAAAUCUCAAAUAGAGGAAGUUAAAAAUAGCAUAGAUAAACUGGAAAAGAAAUUGAACGAUCUACAUAACACUACAGAGGUCAUAAGUGCUGGUGAAAAGAAAAUUCUUUUGGAGCAACACGAAAAGGCUCUAAAAGAAUAUAGGAAACGUAAAAGGAUCUCUUCUGAUAUGCUGGAUGCGGUGUUGGAAGGCUACCCUAAAUCGAAAAAGAGUUUUCUAGAAGAGUUUUGUAUAGAAACCGAUGAAAUGGUUAAUUUUAGUCUUAAAACACAAUAGUGUUCCAAUUUUUCAAUAAACAUUAUUAACUGAA